Blepharisma stoltei is the source of this 1246-nucleotide messenger RNA. NCBI's taxonomy places the organism in Eukaryota, Ciliophora, Heterotrichea, Heterotrichida, Blepharismidae. The record is from the annotation of a GenBank genome assembly.
AUGAAUAGAUCUCAAAGUUACACUAAAGUUUACAGCAGAUUUGGAAAAACUCUCGACGAAAAAUUCACCAAUGUAAAAGCCCACCGAAAAGAAAUUUUUUUUGGACGCAAGCCAAAGCUUCCUACUAGAAAAACUGACAAUUCUCCUCAAGAGGUUGCAAAGCCUGAACAAGUUGUAGAGCUUUUAAAAGAAAUAGAAAAAAUCACUCCUAAAAAUAAACAAAAAACUGUAAAAAGACUUUCUAGUGCUUUUAAAGCACAAGGGAGAGAUGAGUAUUAUCAUUCCGUUGUAAACGUAAUUUAGAGCAAUAAAGAUCAUGUCCCGCAUGCUGGGUAUUAUAAUUUGUGUUUUGAUAUGACAAGACAAAGAAGCUUAGAAGCUUCAAUACCAGAAGAGCCGAAAUCUAAGCCAAGAGUCCAAAAAGAAAAAAUUGAUAUUGAUUUCAGAGUUGUUGACAAGCCAGGCCCAAAAACUGCUGGACCUAUUAGUUUUGGAAAGCAGCUAAAAAGACAAGGGAUUAAUGUUUUUGAUGUAAACGAAAAAAGAUUCGAGUCUUUUAAUGACAAACCACUAAUACACACCAAAACAAGAAGAGUUUCUACGCCGAAUUUUAACUUGCAAUCUGGUCAUAGAUAUUUGAUACGAGAAGUUCUGAAUUCAGCUAUUUAUUCCCCAAAGCACUCCAGUGUGUGAGUUGAUACGACUAAACCAAUUCUGAAUUUCUCGAAGUCUCCUGAAAGAAAAACAUUAUCAAACCCUUGUUGGGUGGACUCGAAUUAUUAUAAAUUAAACUUUACACAAGUCGAUAAAGAUGUGCCUGUUGUAGAUAUAGGCAAAAAUUUAUCAAGACCAAAUGAUCCUCAUUUUCCUGCAUUUAUGAUUAGAAAUACACAGUGGCAUGUUCACCCCACAGCUCACGCCGAGGAGCACGUAAUACCCAGGACAGUGGCAUGUUCACCCCACAGCUCACGCCGAGGAGCACGUAAUACUCAGGAAGUGGGGACUAUAAAUAUACAGUUUAAUUUUAUUUAAUCUAAUGAUUAGAAAUACAAGCAGAAAUGGCUUGAAUAUGAUGACAGAAAAAUCGCUGGAAUUGAACCAUCAUUCAAGCUCACAUUUUUUUGACUAUCAGUCUGAUUUCAAAAGCUGCCCAAAUUCUCCAAAGAGAUCUCCUAUGCGCUCUCAAUCGAGCAGCUCUGCAUUUAAUAGUCCUAAUAAGCAGAGAAGACCUAGUGCGCUAUUGUAA